AUGACCUCACUUCAGCAGAAGCAGCAGGAUGCUCAGCUCAUCGAACUGCUUGGCUUCUUGACCGACCCGCAACCCCAAGUCAGGCGAAUCGCACUGGCUUCCUUGUUGUCAGUCUUCGUAUUCUCCAUCUACGUCAUCGGGUAUAUAAGCCCAUGUUGAGGCGAGCUCCGAGCUUGGACCGGUCGCUGACUGAUCUCGCUCUCAAUACUUGAGGCAGGCCCUACACCGCCGCGGACAAGCGAGAACGAUCCCUCUUCAACCGAGAUCACUACAUUGAGCAAAUCGCGACCAUGUGUGCCGACCAAGAGGUACGCAUAAUCGAAUCGACGCUCAGUAAACAAUCUCAGCGCAUGCACCCAGCUGAAACGUGACCGGACUUGGUCUACCUCAGCUCAUCGCACACGACGCGCUUUCGGUCUUGAUCAACCUCACUUCCUCCAUCAUUGUCGCCGAUCGACUGGCCAAGAUCCCAGGAUUCCUCACCGGUCUCGUCAGAAUGAUCAUCGUUAGUUCUCGCCUUUGUGAUAUCUCCGAGCAGAAGCACCGAGAACGGAGCAGCAUUUGAUCAGACCCAUCUUCAUUCAUCGCACAUAGGACGAGAACGCUUUGUUGUCCGAUCUGGCCUGCAUGCUCUUGUCUAAUCUCUCCAAACUCGAACACUUGUCGAUGCAACUUCUCGGCCUCCGCGUCCCCUUCAACGUCUCGAAGUUCUCCAAAGCGACCGACAAGGAUGCUGAGGAUGACGAACGACCGAGCAAGAUUGUCAAGGAAGGGGAGACGGACGAAAUUGAAGCUCUUGAAUUGCUGCUCGAGGUCUUUCUCAAAGGUGAAGGGAAGCAAUACAACCCUAAUGCCAACUACGAUUUCCUGGCCAGCGUGUUCGCCAACGUCUCGACCGUGAGUUUCAUUAAAGAGCCCGACUGUGAAGCGGAGAUUGUGAAUUUAUGACGCCUGACUCUACUCCUCUCAUAGAUCCCACUCGGUCGCUCUUUCCUCUUGUCGACAACAAGCCCGGAUGCCGAACCGCCUUUGGUGAAAUUGAUCUCUUUCACCGAGCACCCUUCGACGAUCCGUCGCGGUGGUGUCGCUUCUUGCAUCAAGUGGGUGAACGUCAUCACCAUACCAUAAGAUGGAAUCUGACUUACCGGCAGAUCUUCCUCAGAAACUCUGCCUUCCAAAAAGCGGGUCACACGCGACUGGUCGUUCCUUCGAAUGACCAGCCCCCGGCGUCGGGAUGUAUCGACCUCUUGCCGCAGAUGCUGCUGCCACUCUGCGGGCCCGAAGAGUUUGACAUUGACGUGAGCUCUUUCCCCCUGCGCCAGGGUCAAAACCUCCUCAGCUGACCUCGCUUUGCUUUCUCCGGCUUUCAGGUCAUGGACGAGCUCCCCGACGUCUUGCAACUCCUACCCGAUACGAAGAAACGAGAACCCGACGCCGCGAUCCGCUUGAUCCUCGUCGAAACGCUCGUUCUUCUCGCCUCCACCCGUCUCUGUCGCGAAGCGAUGCGCAAACGCGGUGUAUACGCCGUGAUCCGGGCAGCUCAUCUAGCGGAAACAGUGGACAAGGUCACCGAACCAAUGGUUCGAUUGGUGAACCUUCUGAUGAGGGAUGAGGAUGAAUCGACGGCUUUGGAGGAAGUGCCGGACCCGUUGGAAGAUGAUAAGAAGCCCGAUCACGGGUUCGAGACGGCACCUAUUGUGGGGGCGGAUGGGAACGAGGUCAAUUCGUACGGGAUAGCAGAGAGUGGACCGGUUCCGGUCGCUCAUGCACCUUCUUCUGUACCGGCAUCCAUGAAGUACGAGCAGGUCGAUUCGGAGGACGAAGAAGAGAUGCUGCUCGAAGUAUAG
This is a messenger RNA of Microbotryum saponariae, 1847 nucleotides long. The record is from the annotation of a GenBank genome assembly. Lineage: Eukaryota; Fungi; Basidiomycota; Microbotryomycetes; Microbotryales; Microbotryaceae.